UUUCAAUUGCGAAGUAGUUCAUUUCAGUGUAGAGCAAAAUGAAAGCCAAAUAUUAUUGGCUAAUUCUUAUAGUCAUAAAAUUGAUACUUUUUUGCUCUUGGAGAUUUAUUCGAUUAAAUCGACAAUCUGAAUCUCAUGCGGAGACAUUAAAUUAUGCAAUUAAAAUGUAUAAACAACCAGCUGUUGUAAAACUACCAGAAAAAAGCGAACCAUUUGUUGAUUUACGUUCCUCGUUAAUGUUCAAUAAGUUGCAGAAAGCUCAUAAAGAAAAAGAAAAACUGGAUAUUUGUGAUAACAAUAAACUAAAGAAAUAUGAAGAAACUCCUGGAAUAAGUUGCAUUCCCUAUAGAGAUUCUCUGGGUGUUCAUGCGAUAAAAGUUCCGGAUUUCGACGCCUUUGAUGUGUUAUGUGACAAUGGAUGGACAGUCAUCCAACAGCGGGUAAAUGGUAGCUUGGAUCUCGAUCGAAAUUGGGACAGUUACAGAAAAGGCUUUGGCUGCUUUGAUGGUGACUUUUUCCUAGGACUGGAAAAGAUCCACCACCUUACAAAAAAUAAGCCCCACGAGCUCUACAUCUACUUGGAAUCCUUGAUUGGGAUCAAAACUUGGGCACGAUAUGAUCAUUUUGAGAUUACUGAUGAAAAUGAUGGAUACAGGCUGAUAAACUUGGGUGUUUUUUCUGGUAAUGCAACCAAGGAUGCUAUGAGACAUCAUGAAAAUCAGAAGUUCUCAACAGAAGACCGCGAUAAUGAUUCCGUACCCUGGAAUUGCGCGAAGAUUUACAACAGUGGCUGGUGGUACAAAAACUGCAUGUAUAGUAAUCUGAAUCUCGAUUCCGUUAGCAUCGAUGGAGCAAACGUUAUUGAGGUAUAUUGGAAUGAGAAGAUGUAUGUUAAGCAAGAAAAGAUGUUUAUACGUCCGAAAAGUUAAUGUUUAUGAUAAUAUAAGCAGUAUUUU
Molecule: messenger RNA, 956 nt
Organism: Drosophila innubila
Lineage: Eukaryota; Metazoa; Arthropoda; Insecta; Diptera; Drosophilidae
Product: ficolin-1-like
Exons: 2
Coding region: 39-929 (296 amino acids)
Source: RefSeq, a predicted model, not a curated record